Molecule: messenger RNA, 7004 nt
Organism: Sciurus carolinensis (gray squirrel)
Lineage: Eukaryota; Metazoa; Chordata; Mammalia; Rodentia; Sciuridae
Gene: Sh3pxd2b
Product: SH3 and PX domains 2B
Exons: 14
Coding region: 145-2928 (927 amino acids)
Biological process (GO): superoxide anion generation
Molecular function (GO): phosphatidylinositol binding; superoxide-generating NADPH oxidase activator activity; protein binding
Source: RefSeq, a predicted model, not a curated record
CGCGCGGAGCGAAGGGCGGCGGCGGCUCGUGCUCGGCGCGGGCUCCGGAUCGCGCUCGUCCCCGCUCGCGGCUCCGGCUCCGGCUCCCGGCUCCCGGCUCCCUCCGGCCCCGCAGCCCGCGCCCGGCCCCGCGGAGGAGCGGCCAUGCCGCCGCGGCGCAGCAUCGUGGAGGUGAAGGUGCUGGACGUGCAGAAGCGGCGGGUGCCCAACAAGCAUUAUGUCUACAUCAUCCGCGUCACAUGGUCCAGUGGCUCCACCGAGGCCAUCUACCGGCGCUACAGCAAGUUCUUUGACCUGCAGAUGCAGAUGUUGGACAAAUUUCCCAUGGAAGGAGGACAGAAGGACCCCAAACAGCGCAUCAUCCCCUUCCUGCCAGGCAAGAUCCUCUUCCGGAGAAGCCACAUCCGGGACGUGGCAGUCAAACGCCUGAUACCCAUCGACGAAUACUGCAAGGCCCUGAUCCAGCUGCCCCCCUACAUCUCCCAGUGUGAUGAGGUGCUGCAGUUCUUUGAGACAAGACCCGAGGACCUGAAUCCCCCCAAGGAGGAGCACAUUGGGAAAAAGAAAUCUGGCGGCGACCUGACCUCGGUGGACCCCCUGGUCCUGGAGCAGUAUGUGGUGGUGGCCGACUACCAGAAGCAGGAGAGCUCGGAGAUCAGCCUCAGCGCGGGGCAGCUGGUGGACAUCAUCGAGAAGAACGAGUCAGGUUGGUGGUUCGUCAGCACAGCUGAAGAGCAAGGCUGGGUCCCCGCCACCUGCCUGGAGGGGCAGGACGGCGGGCAGGACGAGUUUUCCCUGCAGCCGGAAGAAGUCUCGUGGAGGUACUGGUCCUUGCCCCGGCCCGUGGGCCGCCGCCGGACCCUGGGGGACUUGUACUCCUCCAGCUGGCGCCAAGAGGAGAAGUACACAGUCAUCUACCCAUACACAGCUCGCGACCAGGAUGAGAUGAACCUGGAGAGAGGGGCCGUGGUGGAAGUCAUCCAGAGAAACCUGGAAGGCUGGUGGAAGAUCAGGUACCAAGGCAAAGAAGGCUGGGCCCCCGCCUCCUACCUAAAGAAGACCAGUGGGGAGCCCCUGCCCCCAAAGCUGGGUCCCGGCUCGUCCGCCCCCUCAGGUGCCCUUGAUCUGGACGGCGUCCCCCGGCAGCAGAGCUCAGUGGCCAGGGAGAAGGAGCUGCUCAACAGCCAGAGGGACGGCCGCCCAGCACCCGACAGCGACAUCAGGCAGAGGUCACCAAAGAUGAGGCAGAGACCCCCUCCUCGCCGGGAUAUGACUAUCCCUCGGGGUCUCAACCUGCCCAAGCCGCCCAUCCCACCCCAAGUGGAGGAGGAGUAUUACACCAUCGCCGAGUUCCAGACCACCAUCCCCGACGGCAUCAGCUUCCAGGCCGGCCUGAAGGUUGAGGUGAUCGAGAAGAACCUGAGUGGCUGGUGGUACAUUCAGAUCGACGACAAGGAGGGCUGGGCCCCAGCAACCUUCAUCGACAAGUACAAGAAGACCAGCAAGGCCUCGAGGCCCAACUUCCUGGCUCCCCUGCCCCAGGAGGUGACCCAGCUCCGGCCAGGGGACGCAGCAGCAGUGGAGAACCACGUGGGCAGCGAAGCCGUCGGCCCCUCCCGGCCCUUGCCGGACACCCCCCAUGGGGCCACAGACACAGGGAUGCCGUGGAGCAAAGACUGGAAGGGCGGGAAGGAGGCCCUGCGGAAGGCGUCGGCAGACAUGUCCGCCUCGGCAGGCUACGAGGAGAUCUCCGAGCCCAGCCCGGAGGAGAAGCCCAGCCUCCCCCCGCGGAAAGAGUCCAUCAUCAAGUCGGAAGGGGAGCUGCUGGAGCGCGAGCGGCAGAGGCGGGAGCAGCUGCGGGGCUCCUCGCCUAAGCCGCCCGGCCCCAUCCUGCCAGUGGCCCCUGCCAAGCUCUCCCCGGCCCGGGACAGCAGGAAGCCGGAGCCCAGAGCCGACAAGGGCAAGUUGUUCCAGCUGAAGAACGACAUGGGGCUGGAGUGCGGCCACAGGGUGUCGGCCAAGGCAGUGAGGAAGCCCAACCUGCGGCCCAUCUCCAGAUCCAAGGCCGAGCCGCCAGAGGAGAAGCCGGAAGCCGCCCCCCAGAACCCGUUCCUGAAGUCCAGACCUCAGGUCAGGCCCAAGCCUGCGCCUUGCCCCAAGACGGAGCCAGCUCAGGGCGGAGACCAAGUGGACAUCUGCAACCUUAGGAGCAAGCUCAGGCCUGCCAAGGCCCAGGAGAGAUCCGUGCUGGAUGGGGAGGGCCCACUGGCUGCUGGGGGCCAGGACGCGGCCUUCAGCCGAGGCUUCCUUCCGGGUGAGGGACCUGGCCGCACCCAGGACAGGCCUAGCAGACAGGACGGACUCAGCCCAAAGGAGCUGUCCUGCAGAGCCCCCCUGCAGCCCGCCAAGAUCACAGAUCCUGGGCCCAAGAACGUGCCCGUCCCUGUCCAAGAGGCUGCCCAGCAGAGACCUGUGGUUCCGCCCCGGAGACCACCCCCACCCAAGAAAGUCUCCUCAUCUUCAUCCAGGCCCCUCCCAGAGGUCAGAGGGCCACAGCAGGAAGCCAGCGAGAGCAGGGCAGCCCCUGCCCCCAGCCGUGCCCUCCUCGUGCCCCCAAAAGCCAAACCUUUUCUCUCCAACUCCUCAGGGGGCAAAGGUGGGCUGGGGCCGUGGGUAGCCAGCAAGGCGGAAGGCAAUAGGGAGAAAGCGGCUGCAGCCUCCUUUCCUGACCUUGAUGGCCUGAAGGACUCUUUGUACGUGGCCGUGGCCGACUUUGAAGGAGACGAAGACACCAGCAGCUUCCAGGAGGGGACAGUGUUUGAAGUCCGGGAGAAGAGCCCCAGCGGCUGGUGGCUCUGCCAGGUGCUCAGCGGGGCCCCUUCCUGGGAGGGCUGGAUUCCUUCCAACUAUCUCAGGAAGAAGCCCUAGCCGCCCUCCCUGCCCGAGGUCCCCUGGUCCCUGCUGGCCGCUCUGCGUAUUUAACAGGCAUCUUAAUUUAUCGGUCUCCACGGUUCCAGAGGAAGGAAGAGCCGGGAGCACGGUGGUUCCUUCCCUCCGAGAGUGGGGAGAGUGGCCGAGAUGCCGGCAGCCGGGCCUGACCCUCCCGUGGCGGCAGCCCAGGGGCUCAGAGCCACGGUCCUUGCUGGAUGGGGAUCCACGUCAGCCUUAACAGACCUCCUGCUCUUGACCGGUGGCGGUGACGCUCCCGGCCCCCAGGACUGUCACCUGGAGGAGCUCCUCACAGCAUCUCUCGCGGUACGGGGCAGCCCACCCAGUCCACAGUGACUGCGCUAGUUCUCCAUGUUUCUAGAAGCUCAGAGGCUUUAUUCACUACUUGCCAAAUGCUUGGUCCCAGGAAGAGCUGUGUCCAGCAGGCAUCAGCUUCAUGGCCAGUCCCGGGAAAGUGUCCCCUUCCCCGAGCCUCAAGCCCUUCAGCUCCUGAGGCUUGGCCAGGUGCAGCCCCGCAGCCGUGGGCCUAGAGGUCCGCCCGGCACCCCUCUUCUGCCUUGGGCCCUGACCAGCCCUGCAGGGUGGUUCCCAGCAGGCUUUGCUUUCCUGCUGCCUGCUCGGGUCCACCAGGCUUUUAAAUGCCAACUCCUGUCCCCUGCUUGCGACAGUUCAUGUUUUUCUUCCUAGGACAGAGGCUCCCAAUUUAUUUGAGUAAGGGUCCACGCCCCUCGCAAGCACCCCUCCACUGAGUAGCUAGCAGGUGCCAAAUGGGACGUGGCUCUGCACAUUCAGGGUUCAGCCCUCGCCGCGACCUCCCUUCCCAGGCCCCCUUCAUAGGUGAGGAAACAACUCAGCGUGGCCAGGGACACUCUAGCCAGCAAGAGAAAGAAAGGGGGUUCCUGGCCAGGCUGCCUGAGCCCUCCCACAGGAAGAGGCAAACCCGCCAGAGAAGGAGGGGGCUGACCGCCAGGAGAGGUGGCCAGGUGGCUUCCUUGUGGUGUGAGCGGGGGUGCACUUGCAGCCGCUCCCUCCGUCCCUGUCCCUCCCAGACCACUGCAGCAUAUGUAGGAGGCUGCCCAGAGGCUCGGCAACUGCUGCGCUCACAUGGGGGGACAUGGGGUCCUGGCCGGUUGGCAUGGAGCCCUAGUCCCUGCUCCUGGGUGGCACCCCCUGAGGGAUAAUAUUGAUGGGGCAGAGGGAGCUGAGGUGGUCUCCCAUGCCAGCCUCCAGGGGCUCAGGUGGCUUAAGGGCCAGCAGCUGGGUCUCUGCAAAACUAAGCAUAGUAAUUAGGAGCCCAGUAAGGAGGCAGCCCCCAAGACAGACGGACGCCGCCCGUCCCUCCCUGCAGCCCUCCCGCUCCUCUCUGGCUCACGUAGGGGAUUUUUUGUAUGCACCCUCCGGGAGAAACCCAGGGCCGCCUCUCCGCCAUGGUGAGAUGUUGAAGUGAGACGCGACGAGGCAGUUGAGUCACUGCAGAACCAGCAUCAGGACCAAGGUUCCAGCUCCCUUCCCAGAGAUCUUUUCUGUGCACCGGCUGCUGGCAUGUGAUGAAGCAGGACCCAGCCCCAUCCCACGGGCCCUGCAGAAGAGGUGGCGCCCUGCCCAAGAGACCUCCAAUGCGUUCACCUGCUGCCAGGUCACAACGCCCAUCACUGCGGGGCCUUUGGAACCGUGAAGCUGGCUUCCCCAGAACGUUCGCACCUACCUGCGUGCCAAAGAUUUUGUGCAAAGAGCCUCUGCAGCCCCGCCCCGUCCUCAGCCCCUCGCCAGCGCUUCCUCAGCUUGGCCUGAGGUGUCUCAGCAGGGCUUGAUUUGUGCCCAGGACCUGGAGGAAGGUGGCCAUCGCGGGGAGGGGAGGUGGGAGAGGCCACCUUCCUCUUGGAGGCCCUCCACAUGGGAGGGGCCCCGGCGUGGUUCUCCCAAGGUUUUGACCCGGUUUGGUCCACACCGUUUCUGUGGAGCUGCUUUGCAGGGCUUGACUGCCUUUCAAGAGACAGAACAAACUGGUUUUCUCUGACUCGCUUUUGGUUUCCAGUGACCUUUUCGGGAAUUUCAUAAGCACCUACUGUGUGCUAGACGCUGGGUAGACCAGAGUGCGUGGGGCUCCCAACCCCAGCUGUGAAGAGCCGCACACUUUGUCCACUGAUGGAGUAUCAGUGGCCUCGUGUCCUCCUGGGGUCAGCCCGGGGACUAGACCUUCUCCGCCCUCCUGCAGGCAGAACGUUUUCCUGCAGAUAAGGAACUUGCCUCCUUCACUGUUACAGCUCUGACAUGAACUAGGCAUGGAAGCCACUUUCCUCCCUGUUGGCUGUUCUUUGCUGGGGUCACUCCGUGGGCCUGAGGACUCCUGUGUCCAGCUCCACUGCUGCAGUGGUGGACACCUCCCCAGGCAACGGUCUUGAUGGCAGUGACCCUCCUAGCUGUCCUUGCUUGAGGACUUAGGUUUACAGCACCCAGGUGCCAGGACGGCGCUCGCUAGUCUGGAGCAACCGAUGAAGCUCAUGCAGAAUUCCCGAGUCUUGGCUGGGAAGAUGCGUGGGACCAUCCCCAGUGCCCCUGCCCAGUACCGGCAGUCCCCGGCACUUCCACACGCCCCCUUUAUUCUCUAGACAGCCCUGCGAGGUGAGCAGGAUCCACUGGGUGUGCAGAGGUGGCGGCGCAGGCCCAGCCUCAUCCCGUCAGUGGCCACGAUCGGACUCAGAUCCAGUUUGUUCUCAUUCCUGCUGCUGUCAGGAUGACGGGCGGGCGCGGGGCUCCCGGGAGCCGGGUGAAUUCAGCCAGCCUCUGAACUUGGCCAUCGCCACCCUCGAUCCAACAUUUCCUAGGUCAUAGGACGAGGGCCAGCCCGAAGCCUGGGCAAGGGUGGGUUUUCUCCUCCUGGCUGCUGCGCCCACCUUGUGAUGGCUGCUUGUCUCACAUGCCAGCGCAAAUGUGCAGCUUGUCACAGUGCCACCAAGUCUGCAGAAUCUGCACUGAAGACCCCCACUUGAUAAAACAGGACUUGCUCCAGCUUCCUGCUCAAAAGCAGUCUUUACCAUUUGGUGACAUUUGUCAUUGUCCCAGGUUGAGGCCCUCUUUUGAUGCCCCCACACUCCUAGCGCUCCUGCCAGGCUUCCAAGAGUCAUUUUAAGCCUCUGCCACAUGGUGCUCCGUAGAAUCCCUCUCCGGGGCAAAGUUCUUGGCCUUAAAAUAUUUCUGAGCCCCUGGGGGUUUCAGUGCCGGGUGGGAAGUGGGAGACUACACGGCCACGCGGAGGGCAGGGCUGGGGAGGCCGUUGGCUGCGGCUGGGCAGUCUAGUGUUUAUUGCCCAGUGCCCAGCCCUGAGAGGGCUACGGAUAAAACCGCUCCUGCCCGCAAAUAGUUGGCCGCUGGCAUUGAGAGGAGGCUGGGGUGAGACGCCAUGGUGGAGCGCCCGCCUGGCGUGUGCCAGGCCCUGGGUUCCGUGCCCAGCACUGCAAGAGCGGCCCCACGGCUGUCCUGCCCUCUUUCCACUGUGCCCACCUCUGAGGGGGGCAUCUCACAGCCCAGCCUCGUGGCAGUCUCGUCCCAGCCUCCUGGGGCUCUGGUGUGCACCACAGCCAUCCAGGCCACAGACCAAAGAUUCCCCCGCCCGGGGACCCAGGCCCAGGCGAGCAGGAGACAGGUGUGUGCCCGGACCUGAGGGUGAGGCGCGCUGCUUCCCCGCCUAGGCAUGGCUCCCACCCGGAGCAGGGUCCCCUGUGGAGCUGCCGUCACACCAGGGCCCCAGCCCCUUGCCUGCUGGUGGCAAUCCUGAGCAUCCUUCCUAGUGGCCACCGCUGCUGCCGGUGGCGCCUGGUUCUGGUGCUAGCCUGCUCGGCUUCCAGCCGCCACGCAGAGUCCGCCUUCCUCCCUGCUCCUGUCCUGCAGAGGAAGCCUUCUCCGCCCCGUCAGCGACGAGGGCCGCCGCCUCUUUGGUCCUUGGACGGACGCAGCUGGUGGCCUUGCUUUCACACCUCUGGCAAUGGACAAGAAGGCCCGGGCCUCAGCAGCGGCGGCUCUGGUAGGACGGAGGGACUGUCCCCCCGGCGCGUGCC